UCAAUCCAGCAGUCUCGCUCCCUCUCUCGCGCCUCCUGCUCCCGUUAAACACUGGGAUGUUUAAAUAAGCUCGUCACAUCCGCCACAACUUAUUUCAGGAAGUUUUCAGCUCUGAUAGUUACAUUUUACUUCAUAUUUCUGCGGGCGGCUUUUGUCUGCUUAAACCCUUAGCAAUAAUCAGAAUGGAUUUGAUGUUAUCAACGUCAGACUUCAGCACUGAGAAGCACAGCUGAGUAAAGUUGUUUGGUAAACUGGAAGUUUGACGAGAUGUGGUUCUUUGGACUUCUGCUGGCCUCUCUCUCCGUUCGGACGUCACACGCAGUGUUUAAAAUACCAUUAAAGAUAUAUGCGGGGCAUUUUAACUCGUCUGUGCAGCUGGACCUCAGGCCUUCACAGAGUAAAAGCACGUCAGAUGAAGGACUGUCUCUGGCAUCCGAUCCAUCCGGCAAUGUUAACUUUCUGGACAUGAUCAAUAAUUUAAAAGGGGACUCUGGUCGGGGUUAUUAUAUGCAGUUGGUCAUUGGAAGUCCAGGACAGACGCUGAACAUCCUUGUUGAUACUGGAAGCAGCAACUUUGCUGUAGCAUCAGCAGCACAUCCCUUCAUAACACACUACUUUAACAGAGACCUAUCCAGCACAUAUGAAAGCACUGGGAGGUCUGUUGCUGUUAAAUACACACAGGGGGAAUGGGAGGGGGAAUUGGGAACCGACCUGAUCACCAUUCCUGAAGGACCCAGUGGCACCAUCAUCAUCAACAUAGCUGCAAUCCUCGCCUCAGAAGACUUCUUCUUGCCAGGGAUCAAUUGGCAGGGAAUUCUGGGACUUGCGUAUCCUCCUCUUGCUCGGCCCGACCCCUCAGUUGAGCCCUUCUUCAACUCUGUUGUGCUUCAGACUGGCAUUCCAGAUGUGUUUUCUCUUCAGAUGUGUGGAGCAGGAAUCCCUGCCAGCAAUACAGCAGCUGACCCAGCCGGCGGCAGCCUGAUCAUGGGAGGGGUUGAGCCAACCCUGCACCGGGGUUCAGUUUGGUACACCCGUGUCAUAGAGGAGUGGUACUACCAAGUGGAAGUUUUGAAGCUGGAAAUUAAUGACCAAAACUUAAAUCUAGACUGCAAAGAGUACAACUCGGAUAAAGCUAUUGUAGAUAGUGGGACGACUCUACUUCGACUGCCUGAAAAUGUUUUUAGUGCUGUGGUGGAGGCCAUUAUGAAAGCAUCAAUGAUUGAGAACUUCUCAACUGGAUUCUUUGAUGGUACCAAGCUGGCAUGCUGGGCAAAAGGAGAAUCACCUUGGAGAUUUUUUCCUAAAAUCUCAAUCUACCUCAGAGCAAUGAACACCAGCCAGUCCUUUCGCAUCACCAUUCUCCCACAGCUGUACGUGCAGCCAGUCACAGAUAUCGGUGGUACAUUGGACUGUUUCCGUUUCGGGAUCUCCCCUUCAACCAACGGCUUGGUCAUUGGAGCCACUGUGAUGGAGGGUUUUUACGUCAUCUUUGAUCGCGAACAAAAGAGAGUGGGCUUUGCUGUUAGCACCUGUGCAGAAAACAGCGGUGUACCACUGUCUGAGAUCGCUGGGCCUUUCCUGGCUGAGAGCGUGACGUCAGACUGCACAAGUGGUGUGUCUAUCAGAGAGCCGGUGAUGUGGGUGUUAGCGUAUACUCUGAUGGGAACAUGUGCCCUGGUGCUGGUCAUACUAAUCAUACUGCUUAUAGUACCCUGUCGAGGGCACAGAGAUGGCGAAAUCACGGACGAGUCGUCGCUUGUGCGCCAUCGCAUCAAGUGACGUCAGGAGUCUGAAGAGACCUUAGGAAAAAUACCAGUGGUAAAUAUACUGCACUGAAGCCUGGAGGAGAUCACAAAUGCCUGAUUUGGAAAUCAGAUUAUUAUUUGAUUUAGACUUUUUAGAAAGGACAAGAACUGAACUACUGAAAGAUGAAGAAAUCAGGAGUAUGCAUUUCACCUAAUCGUUUUCUCUUUUAAAAAAAUAUUACAUUGAAAUAUAAACAAA
Paramisgurnus dabryanus is the source of this 2004-nucleotide messenger RNA. RefSeq names its product beta-secretase 2 (gene bace2). The record is from RefSeq and is a predicted model, not a curated record. Gene Ontology annotation, molecular function: aspartic-type endopeptidase activity. Gene Ontology annotation, biological process: membrane protein ectodomain proteolysis; amyloid-beta metabolic process. NCBI's taxonomy places the organism in Eukaryota, Metazoa, Chordata, Actinopteri, Cypriniformes, Cobitidae. Gene Ontology annotation, cellular component: plasma membrane; trans-Golgi network; endosome.